GCAUUAUUGACUCUUUAGCAUUUUUGUUUACUUCCGCGUUUUGUUUAGUAUUGUUGUUAAAAAACACUUGCAAAAUGUCGCAAACAGAUCUGGACAAAAGCAUUGAAAUAAUAUCGAAGACUGAGGAGUUGGCUGACAAGAUCAUGGUCAAUAAGCAAGAAUUGACGGUGAUGGAUAAGCGACGCCAGCAGACUCGAGAGGCAAUGCGGCUAAUGGAAAAGUCAGAGGACAAGAAAGUUUGGAUCACAAUUGGCAGCAUGCUUGUAAAAAUGGAACGGAAUAAGGCCCUUGAUCUGUUAAAGAAAGAUCAACAGCAAAUUGAACAACAAAUCAACCUGAUUUAUUCAGACCAAAAAGUUUUGGUCAAUAAACAUCGCGAUUUAGAGUUUAAGUCACCGUUCUCGGGUACUAAUCUCAAACCACUAGGAAAAAAGGAGUUCGACGCUCUAAAAGCUAAUCUACCAUUGCUGUGAAAAUAGUUACUUGAUUAAAUCUUUAUAGUUUAAAACCUCUUAUUUCCUUUGGGCUGCAAAUCAUGACUAAUGAAGGAGCGGGAAAAUGUUUGACUAAUCGUUAUUUUCAUAAAUUUAAAUUCGUUUAUUUUAAGAUGUGUGUUUAUAAAAUACAUUUCGUUCGUUAUACCUAUGUGUGAACAAACUGACGUGUAGAGCAUUAGCAGUCCUUUAAUAUGAAGAUAAUAUUUAACUUCAGGAAGAUGGAAUACUGAAAAAUAAUGAAAUUAAGUCCAUGAAUUCUAUAAUUAAGUAUUAUGUGUUAAAAUGUAUGGUAUCUUCCGAAAAAUUCAACAUUUUCUAAUUUAAUUUUCACAUCAUAAUUUUGUGUUGGCGCCUUACAUAUAUCGUAAACAAUAUAUCGGCACAUUGCCAUCACCAAGUGUGACCAUAUUCCCAGACGAGUGUGACCCAACCGCUCAAAGCUCCCGCAGCACAUUUGUUGUAGCGCUCCGUCGUUGUUGACUUGUUUCGUCGUAGGCUCCGAUUGGACCGAUCUGAUCAGACUUUGAAUCGAUCGCAUUGAUUUCGAAACGCAGACUCUUAAUCGGAAACUAGCCGAAUGUAAAAGAUCAGAUCGAAAAACCGUUGACAAUAUAAUCUGUAAUAUAUAUAAUAAAAAGGCUACAAAAACGUGCGCUCUUACGU
This is a messenger RNA of Drosophila eugracilis, 1160 nucleotides long. RefSeq lists its product as uncharacterized. The transcript has 2 exons. The record is from RefSeq and is a predicted model, not a curated record. NCBI's taxonomy places the organism in Eukaryota, Metazoa, Arthropoda, Insecta, Diptera, Drosophilidae. Bases 75 to 473 code for a protein of 132 amino acids.